Thamnophis sirtalis is the source of this 1513-nucleotide messenger RNA. The record is from RefSeq and is a predicted model, not a curated record. NCBI's taxonomy places the organism in Eukaryota, Metazoa, Chordata, Lepidosauria, Squamata, Natricidae.
CUUGUAUAUGAAUUUUUCAUACGAUUUUUGGAAAGCCAAGAAUUUCAGCCCAGCAUUGCCAAAAAGUAUAUAGAUCAAAAAUUUGUAUUACAGCUUUUGGAGCUAUUUGACAGUGAAGAUCCUCGGGAACGGGACUAUUUAAAAACAGUCUUACACAGAAUUUAUGGCAAGUUCCUUGGUCUUAGAGCAUUUAUCAGAAAACAGAUUAAUAAUAUUUUUUUACGGUUUGUUUAUGAAACUGAACACUUCAAUGGUGUGGCUGAACUGCUGGAAAUAUUAGGAAGUAUUAUCAAUGGCUUUGCUUUACCUCUUAAAGCAGAGCAUAAACAGUUUUUGGUGAAAGUAUUGAUCCCUCUACAUACCGUUAGAAGUCUAUCGCUGUUCCAUGCACAGUUGGCGUAUUGCAUUGUGCAGUUUCUAGAGAAAGACCCUUCACUCACAGAACCUGUCAUUAGAGGUUUAAUGAAAUUCUGGCCGAAAACUUGCAGUCAAAAAGAGGUCAUGUUCCUUGGAGAGCUGGAAGAAAUAUUGGAUGUGAUUGAACCUUCACAGUUUGUCAAAAUUCAGGAACCCUUAUUUAAACAAUUAGCUAAAUGUGUGUCUAGCCCUCAUUUUCAGGUGGCUGAAAGAGCACUUUACUAUUGGAAUAAUGAAUACAUAAUGAGUUUGAUAGAGGAGAAUUCCAAUGUAAUACUUCCUAUCAUGUUUUCCAGUCUAUACAGGAUUUCCAAAGAACACUGGAAUCCGGCUAUUGUGGCAUUAGUAUACAAUGUGCUGAAGGCAUUUAUGGAAAUGAAUAGUGCCAUGUUUGAUGAGCUCACAGCAACUUACAAGUCAGAUCGCCAGCGCUUAUCCAAAGCAGCAGGUGAAACUAAUGAGGAAACUUCGGGAACUCUGGGCAGUUUGCGACUUGGUGAAAGUCGUUUCUUUUGUGAGACUUGGGGUUCCCACAAGCAAAGCGAAGGGUACUGUAUGUCAUCAAGCCUUGUUAGUGAGAAGAAAAAAGAGAAAGAACGUGAAGAACUAUGGAAGAAACUGGAAGAUUUGGAACUGAAAAGAGGUCUUAGACGUGAUGGAAUAAUUCCAACUUAACAAAAAGAAACAAAGCAACAUUAAUUAACCUGUGGAGUCACACAUGUAUGUAGUAGAAGAUGGAGCAACAGUUUUCUGUAUUGUGCAACUUUACAGUAGAUUUCACAUUUGUUUCAUUAUUACAACAGCACUGUAUAUAUCUGUCUCUAAGUAAAAAAAUAAGGACUUCAAUCCAAAGUUUGGACAACAGAUGGACUUUUCAGAACUUAAAAAAAAUCAUUGUUUUAACCCUUUAAACCAGUCUUCAAAAGAUCUGUUGAUGAAAAUUGCUAUGUCCAAAUUCCAUUGUCAGGACCUGUUCCUUAUUUAUCAUUAGCAGAGAGUGAUACAACUUCAAAUGUGAACAAUCUUAAAUUUAGCUUGUGUUUCUGCUAAACUGUUAAAUGUAUUUAUAGUAAAAGAGAAAAAAGAUUGUCAUUUU